This is a messenger RNA of Trachymyrmex cornetzi, 2478 nucleotides long. RefSeq names its product E3 ubiquitin-protein ligase SIAH1. Lineage: Eukaryota; Metazoa; Arthropoda; Insecta; Hymenoptera; Formicidae. Gene Ontology annotation, molecular function: zinc ion binding; ubiquitin protein ligase activity; ubiquitin conjugating enzyme binding. The record is from RefSeq and is a predicted model, not a curated record. Bases 908 to 1747 code for a protein of 279 amino acids. The transcript has 5 exons. Gene Ontology annotation, biological process: multicellular organism development; proteasome-mediated ubiquitin-dependent protein catabolic process. Gene Ontology annotation, cellular component: cytoplasm.
GUCGGUUUUUAAUACUCCGGUACUCCCGGUGACUCCCGGUAGUUGCAUGAGUGGCGCUGACCUGUCGUUGGUGUGUGUAUGCGUAUAACAGCUGUAUAGCUGAUCGAGUUCGUUGCGUUUUUGGUACGGCUGUUUCGUGCAGAGACCAAGGCGAUCAUAGGCGUCUUCUGUGAACGGAGGAGGUGGAGGAUCAUCGCGGACGGAUCAGGGCGAACGAGCGAGCGAAGAAGCGAAGAGGAGAAAGCGUGUUUCCGAAGUGCGGGUGCUAUGCCUCACCCACAAUCGGCACAGGUGCCAUCAAGAUCGGUCACCCUGCUUCGACGAUCGCGGGGAUUCGAGAUGUAGCCCCUCUUCCCCUUCACCACCCGCCUACUCCCGCUGUUCCAGUGCUCCUUACCCCGCUGAGUCCUGAGGAAAAUACACACAUACACACACACACACAUACACACAUCUCUCUCUCUCUCUCUCUCUCUCUCUCUCUCUCUCUCUCUCUCUCUCUCACAUUGUCGUCGCAACACCCUGGUCACAUCGAUGCGUCGUCACGCAACAUCAACGGGCUUUCGUGCAACAACGCUCACGGAUCUUGACCACCGCGUCGAGUCGUCUGCGACUACGUCGCUCUCCUCAUCGUCAUCGCUGUCUCUCACAACAAGUGCCUUCUCUCGACUCCUGUCGUUCGGCCGUGCGAGCCUUCCGGUCGCAGGGGAGGCGGCGUGUACGUUUCACCUGCCCCAGCGGUGAACGCGACGACGGUCUUACCUUAUGAUCGUGCGAUUUUGUCUAAUCCUGCCUGUACAUCCCGAGAUGAAUCGGUUGAUUAAAACAGAGAUGCAUUGCUGAGAACAACACGAAAAACAAAGGGAGAUUGUCGUUCGAGUGGCGAUCGGUACACAACCUAAGAGGCAAAAUGUCUCAACUGAACAUCAACACUGGAAAGCGAGGGAGAGGAGUUGCAAGUACCUCAGCGUCGUCUGUAUCCGCCAUGAGCAGCUCCACUGAUCUGGCAAGUCUUUUCGAGUGUCCUGUAUGUUUCGACUACGUGCUUCCACCUAUUCUGCAAUGUCAGAGUGGACAUUUAGUUUGCACCAAUUGCAGACCGAAGCUUUCUUGUUGCCCUACAUGCAGAGGUCCAUUGGGUAACAUUCGCAAUUUGGCUAUGGAAAAGGUGGCUAGUAAUGUAAUGUUUCCCUGCAAAUACUCCACUAGUGGCUGUACAGUUUCGCUGGUACAUACCGAGAAGGCAGAUCAUGAAGAUGCAUGUGAGUUCCGUCCAUACAGCUGUCCCUGCCCAGGUGCGUCCUGUAAAUGGCAAGGAUCGCUGGAGCAAGUGAUGCCGCAUCUUAUUAUGAGCCACAAAAGCAUUACAACUUUACAAGGCGAAGAUAUUGUUUUUUUGGCAACUGACAUUAAUCUCCCUGGAGCCGUGGAUUGGGUCAUGAUGCAAUCUUGUUUUGGCCAUCAUUUUAUGUUGGUGCUUGAGAAACAGGAGAAAUAUGAUGGACAUCAACAAUUUUUCGCGAUUGUACAAUUGAUUGGCUCCAGGAAGCAAGCAGAGAACUUCGCUUACAGACUAGAACUAAAUGGACAUAGAAGACGUCUUACAUGGGAAGCAAUGCCGCGUUCUAUUCAUGAGGGUGUGUCGUCCGCAAUUUUAAAUUCUGACUGCCUUGUAUUUGACACUUCAAUAGCACAGCUGUUUGCUGACAAUGGAAACUUAGGAAUUAACGUCACGAUUUCUAUGGCCUGAGGAAAGCCAGAAAAAGCAGUGUAAAAAGAAGACUUGAACAUAUCGAGCAGUCCUUGAGAACGGUGGGUGCGGUAAAGUAUUCGAGUGGGACUGCUCGCUAUGCAUAAAGAACAUUUCUUUUUAUGUUACCAAAUGGAUAUUAGCAAUACAGAGACAUAGGGAAUGUUGUUUCGAGUAUGUUGACGAUACGUAGCAUUUGGAUGCUCAGUAUAGAACCGUCGUUGAAAAGCUUUAAAGUAUACUUGGAUGUGAUAUUGAUAUAUCACAGAGAUAAAUGUAAUAAACAUCUUUUCUAUAUACCCAUGCUGUGACUUUGGAGCUUUGAUGCUGAGCACGAUAUCGUUUUCCGAGAAAAAGAAAGUACCUGAUAUCCGCGCUAUUGUCAUAUUACUCUUACUCAUUUCACAUCGAACUUUCAUUCAUAUCUCUUUGGGUAGAUACAACGUAUUGAGAUGCCUUUUUAUGCUGACGCUUGACGUUCAUUUUCAGCGUCAAAAUAAGUUACGUGAAAUUGACGUUUGACAUUCGUCAAUAGUUUCUAUCACGUGAUUUAUUUUGACGCCGAAAAUGAGCGUGGAGCGUUGGCAUGAAAAGGCACCUAUCCUACUGACAUCUUUUUUUGCUUGUAUUUUAAUGUCUUUCUCGACUUAGUACAGCGAAUAUUACGAAGCAAAUUUCAAGUUUGCUACGAAUAUUGUCUGUGCUAUGAAUGUAACUAGUGUACUUCAUUU